GAAAAAAAAUAAUUGAUGACUACACAAUACACACGUGGAGAAAAAGCAUACAAUAUCUUUGAUAUCUUGCAGUUUCUCGCACAACAUUGCCGUUUUUUCGGUCGAGCACGUACUUCUUUUUCCUUUUUUAGCUUAAAAAUGCUACACCAUCAUGCCGUUUGGAAACUAGAGAAUGAAAGGAUACUAGAAGUCAAGCAUGUGGUGAGGUGGCAAGUAUGAGAUCAUCUAGACGACGUCAAUCAAACCGCAAGUAUCUCGCAUGAAGAAGGAGUCGCACGACUCAAUUUAUUUUCUAGUUUUAUUAAUAAGCGAAGUGGUCUUCCUUGACUAUAGGAACCAAUCCUCAUGUCAAGUUACCCAUUAAUUCCAUGUUUGUUAUGAGUUGAUGCUCCACUUUCCAUUUUUUUGAUUCAUGUAUGCUUUUGCUAUUUAUAUGAAUGAAAAACCUAAAAAGAGGUAAAGUCUUAACUACCCAAAAAAGUGUGUUCUUAGUUUGUUCUUGACAAAGUCUCUUUGAUUUGAAGAGGAUCUUCGAUCAACGAUGUCCAACUCCAACGCAGAGGAGCGACCGAGAAGACACAGCAGCACCCAUCAUCCCUCGCUUUCUUCACUCCCCGAAGAAAUCGUAUUGAGAUGCUUAGCCCUCGUCCCAAGAAUCUACCACGUAAGCGUCUCUUUGGUCUCAAAACAACUGAGAUCCCUUGUUCUCUCCCCUGAGCUCAACGGCUUGCGAUCCAUCCGGAACAAGAAGUCCCUCCACGUAUGUCUUCGAAAAGGAUACAACGACGUCCACUGGUUUACUCUCCGUCCGAGCGAGGAAACAGAAACAGCAACGGAGUAUAGAUUAGUUCCGAACCCAACUCCCUUCCCUCCUCAUCCUAAUCACGGUUCUUCGACCGUCGUAGUGGGAUCAAAGAUCUUCUUCAUCGGCGGAUAUAGAGAGCCUUCCUCGGAUCUAUGGAUCCUUGACACCCGAUCCGGGAACAUGACUCAGGGACCUAGCAUGAGCGUGCCUCGAGCAAAGAACGAAGCAGCCGUGGGAGUGAUCGACGGGAAGAUAUACGUGAUCGGAGGCGGAGGGUUUGCACCCGAAAGGUUUCAGGAAGAGAUCCAAGUCGAAGUUUUUGACCUAAACUCGGAAACUUGGGAGCUUGCGGGGAUGGAGAACGUGCGUAAAACCUCACGGUGUAGUGCCUCGGUGGAGGGGAAGGUUUAUAUGGUGGAGUACGAGGAGAUAAAUGUGUACAGCCCGAGAGAACGGAUGGUUCGUAUGGUAAGCCAGAGACUGUCGGAAGGUGGGAGAAAGGAUGUGUUAAAUGAUUCGGCGUUUAUUGUGUGUGUGGUGGAAGAUGUUCUCUUUGCUUUCUUUAGCAAGAGUGGGGUCAUGUGGUUUAAUACAAAGCUGAAUGUGUGGAGGAGAUUGUUGGGUCGUGAUGGGAAGGAACUACCUUUUGUCUUACAUGCGAAUGAGAUGGCGGAAUACGACGACGGGAGGCUUGUGGUUUUGUACACUGUUAGCAAGAGUGUUCGGUGUGUGGUGGUCUCGCUGCAUAGAUCUGGAGACAUGAUUUGUGGGACGAUCGAUUGGUCUGGUGUUUUGGGUACUGUCCGACAUUCGUUUGAUUUUCUGCAUUGUUUAGCUGUUUCCGAUUGAUUUUGACUGAUUGUGUGUGUCCUUGGCUGCUUCUUGUUAGUGGUAUUUUCUUGUUGAUGACCAUUUUAGAAAAUAAAGAGCUAGUUCUUUUA
This is a messenger RNA of Raphanus sativus (radish), 1746 nucleotides long. Its product is annotated as F-box/kelch-repeat protein At2g22050-like. Bases 542 to 1654 code for a protein of 370 amino acids. The record is from RefSeq and is a predicted model, not a curated record. NCBI's taxonomy places the organism in Eukaryota, Viridiplantae, Streptophyta, Magnoliopsida, Brassicales, Brassicaceae. Gene Ontology annotation, molecular function: protein binding. The transcript has a single exon.